CACUUUAGCUUAGAUUACUAUGUAGUGCUUUCUUACUCUCCCUCAAAUUUUUUUACUUGGAAAAAUGUGAAGUCUUCUGAAAAUUUGCAAGAAAGGUACAAUGAACACCCCUGUACUCUGCUCAGAUUCGCCAUUUACUAGUAUUUUCCCACCUCUCUGUCCCGUUUUUCCUCCCUUUUAUGCACAUGUGUGCACGCCCCACACUUUCCCUAAAUGGUCUUACCGUCCUCUUUGUAUUUUGGUUAUAGUAUCAAAUAGUCUGAAGAAGACGGAUGAUGCUUGAUGGGGCAGAGAAGUUAGUUGCUGGAUCCUCCUAUGGAAGGCUCGGGGACCAGUUCUACAAGGAAGCCAUUGAGCACUGCCGCAGCUACAACUCGCGGCUCUGCGCAGAGCGCAGCGUGCGCCUCCCCUUCCUGGACUCGCAGACGGGGGUGGCCCAAAACAACUGCUACAUCUGGAUGGAGAAGAGGCACCGCGGCCCAGGCCUUGCCCCGGGCCAGCUAUACACCUACCCUGCCCGCUGCUGGCGUAAGAAGAGACGAUUGCACCCGCCUGAGGAUCCAAAACUUCGGCUGCUGGAAAUAAAACCCGAAGUGGAGCUGCCCCUGAAGAAGGAUGGCUUCACCUCAGAAAGCACCACCCUGGAAGCCUUGCUCCGUGGAGAGGGUGUGGAGAAGAAGGUGGAUGCCAGAGAGGAGGAAAGCAUGCAGGAAAUACAGAGGGUUUUGGAAAAUGAUGAAAAUGUAGAAGAAGGAAAUGAAGAAGAAGAUUUAGAAGAGGAUAUUCCCAAGCGCAAGAACAGGACCAGAGGACGGGCCCGUGGCUCUGCAGGUGGCAGGAGGAGGCAUGACGCUGCCUCUCAGGAAGACCAUGACAAACCUUACGUCUGUGACAUCUGCGGCAAGCGCUACAAGAACCGGCCAGGACUUAGCUACCACUACGCUCACACUCACCUGGCCAGCGAGGAGGGAGAUGAGGCUCAAGACCAGGAGACCCGGUCCCCGCCUAACCACAGAAAUGAGAACCACAGACCCCAGAAAGGACCGGAUGGGACAGUCAUUCCCAACAACUACUGUGACUUCUGCUUGGGCGGCUCUAACAUGAACAAGAAGAGUGGGCGACCUGAAGAGCUGGUGUCCUGUGCAGACUGUGGACGCUCUGGUCACCCGACCUGCCUGCAGUUCACCCUGAACAUGACCGAGGCCGUCAAGACCUACAAGUGGCAGUGCAUAGAGUGCAAAUCCUGCAUCCUCUGUGGAACGUCGGAGAAUGACGACCAGCUACUCUUCUGUGACGACUGUGACCGUGGCUAUCACAUGUACUGUUUAAAUCCCCCAGUGGCUGAGCCCCCAGAAGGAAGCUGGAGUUGCCACCUGUGCUGGGAACUGCUCAAAGAAAAAGCCUCAGCCUUUGGCUGCCAAGCCUAGGGCCCCAGGUCACAGAGCGUGACCUGCUGCUGGAGAGGCGGAGGCGGAGCCCACUUCCAACCCGAUCAAGCCCCUACCCCCAUAUAUCCAGACAGACCAACUGUAAGGAAAAGCUGCGGUCCCAGAGGGCCUGGACACGUGGAACCGAGAGGGUGAGGUGUCUGCUUACCUCCCACACACAGGUUCCAGCACUGCAGCCAGCCCCUCCUCGUUUCCACCAGAAGGAUCUCGCACUUUCAAAGAACACCCUAGCCCCGGCCUUGUGGAACCCCCUCACAUUGACCCCGGCCCCGCAGCCCUCUCACUGGUUCCCAUUUUAAGGGAAGCUGUUUUGUGACCACCGACCUGUCGCUCACGUGUAGUUUGGUGUUUUCUAUCUAUUGUGUUCCAAGAAAUCUUCACACAGCCUCCCGCCUCCUGCUUCGGCUCUUUAUCCUGAACUCAGCAGAGGAACAAAAGGCUGUGGAGAAGUUGUUAUUUAUUACAAGCCUCUCUGGAAACUUCUAGACUUGGAGUUGGGAGGCCAUCUUGAUGAUGAAAAUCCCUCUUUGUUCCUUGGUCCUUGUGAAGAAGAAAAGCGGUUUUCUGCCCCCACCCCCGACACCCCCACGGAUACCUAGUGGUGUGUACGGUCAAGGUGGUCUCUUGAUGGGGCUGGAGAGGGAAGUAGAAACGCUGAGGGGUGGGCAGAAGUGUCGGGAAGAAAAUUCGGAGGCCCUGGCACAGCCAAUCAGUAUUUGUUAUCCAUCGGGAGUGGCUUUGCAAGGGAUCAGGCUUUGCGGUUCCUUGACCUUCAAAGCUGGGAUGUCCUUGAGGUGAGACAAGCCACAGCCUAUGGCCAGGAAAGAUGCUAAGGCUCUGCCUCCCCACCAGCCUGAGUCUGGAGCUUUCCCUGGUGGCACUCAAGAACCAGGGGAGCGGGUGAGGGCUGCCCAGUCCAGAAUCCAGAUGCUGGUACAAAGGACUGCAGCUCUGCGAAACCCUUCAGUGUUGAUGUGAUACCACAGAUUCCUUUUCCUGAGUAAUUUCUUCCUUCUACACGGCGUGUGUUUGCCACUGUCUGCUGACACCUGACUCUGGAGAUUCUAGGAUGGGGAAGAGAUGAUUGUCACCUCAACAAAUAACCGGGGUGAAGGGAUUACUUAUGAUCAUGGUGAUGACGAUGCAGAAACCGCAGCUUGAGGGCUGCUCCUGUCUCCUAAGCUCCCCAGUACGUGCUGGACUCUUGUUUUCCAAAAAAAUGUUUUGAGAAGAAAGAGGCGGGAGGCUGAGCUUCCGAGAAGCCUGUGUCGGAAGUGAGCCCUGAGGGCCGGAGCCGCUCGGGCUGUCUUUGAAUCUCGGUGGCGGUGGCCACGGCAGCAGCACACAAUAACUGACACAUUUCUGGAAAAAUCAUUUGCCCGAAGGGCAGGUCUCGGUGAGCAGGACCCUCGCGCAUGCUCGGCUUCCCUGAAAUCAGCUCCAUCUCUGUGGUCCGGCUGCUUACAACAAAGGCCGAGGUUAUUUUUAGUCCUUCAGCUCUUGAAGAAGCCCCUGGAGACUCGGGCUAGUUGGGCCACUUCUGCCGAGCUGCAGUGUUAGCACCACGACUUGGCAAGAGUCUCCCUCCUGGGCUAAUUGCUCUUGGCCGGUGGACCCAGGGCAGCCUGGCGUGGAGCCGAGCUGUGCUGGUCUCCCCCAGUCCCUCGCAGAGUGACCUGUGGCAAGAGAUGGGGGUCACUCUCCUGUAGGGGCCUGUGGCCUCCGAGUGAGCUGCGUGCAUACGUAACGUUCUGGUCUAAUGAGCCGGGUCCAGAUGGGAUUUUCAUCUUCCUCAUACGAUAACUUCUUCCCCCCUGCUGGUUGGGGAGCCUGUUUUGGAUUCUGGAGGUCCAGGGAGGGUUUGGAAAGCGGCUGUGCCAUCUUGUCAUCUGUUACCCAGAAGUGUCACCUCAGAGGAGAUUUCCUCUCCUCACUGCUCUGUCUCUCUGUCCUCCCACAAAACCCAAAGUGGGGUGUCCUCAAGACUGAUUAUUGGUUUUGAAAAUCACUUUGACUUAAUUUUAGAGAAAAAGUUACCAAAAUGUUCCCAAAUGCCACAAUGGCUUAGAGGUUAAAAAAGGAAGUCUGAAACCCCAAACCAGGGCCCUCCUACUUGACAAAGCCUCUUUGGAGUGUGCGCAAAUUCAUUCCCCACCUCGGCACAGAUGAUGGGGUGGCCCUGUUCUGCCUCCAUCACACCUGCUGCCCACAGAAGCUGUGAGGAGGGAUUGAGUCUUGCAAGGGAGGGUGCUGUAAUCCCGCAGUGGGGGCGGGGAGGGGUGCGCAGGGCUCUAGAAUGGAUGUUAAGCGGGUCCAGAGUUCCCGUUCCAGUUUCAUUCCCUGUAGGAUGGGUCCAACCUCUUCCUCUUUGGAGAUCUCAGUUUCCCUGUCUGGAAAGUGGGGAUAGCAAAGCCAGCUUACGGGACAGCACUGUCAGGGUACUGCCAGCAGACAAAAUCUCUAGAGUCACAUUGAUCACUUUCUGUAUUGAACCAAAGAAAGUGAUGGUAAACUUCAAAUUGGUCUUUGAGCCCCAGAGAAUGAGCUAGAAUCAUGGGGUGCAGUGGGUGAUCAGGGUUUUGGUUUUGCCUUUGCUGUUCAGUAGCUGUGUGACCUUGGGCAAGUCACUUAACGUCCCUGAACCUCAGUUUGCCCACCUAUGAUAUAGAGCUAAUAAUACUUGUUCUGCCUAUUCCACAGUGACAUUGGGAGACGGAAAAAGCAUAAUGUUAUAUAAGUAACUACUGGAAAGCAGGGCUUUCCAGGGAGGGAUCCUCAAUGAUUUCUAUGCCCCGUUCAUGUGUGAAUUAGUCAAGGUUAGAUGCCUUCUCAGAAUCUCCCUUUUGACCAAAAUGGGUUUGUGUUUUAGGGGCUAGGCUGCCUAUGGUCAGAGCCAGUAGGCCAAACCUGUGACAAGGACCCGUGCAUGGGUUUCCUGUUGGUGGGAGGUGAGGGAUUUACCCUGGGGUUAGGGAUUUCAGAAUGAAGAUAUUUGGGAUGCUCCCUUCUAUAAGAUCAUUGCCACCUAGAUUGGGGAGCCAACUUCUGGAAAGGGCUGUAAUUCAGUUCAGUGUAACAUUCACUUAGAAACGUUGGUGUAAACCUGCUUCUUUUUAGCUGGUUGACCUUGGGCAAAUGACUUAACCCCUCUGGGGCUCAUUUUCCACAUCUGUGGGGUAGGGACAUGUGGCCUAUUGAGUGGGGUUGUUGCAGGGAUGAGCACUAGUGCUGGUGAAGGUCCUGGCAUGGGGCCUGGCCUGAUGGAGGCCCCCACACUGGAGUACCUCUUGUCACUGGGUAUAGAGGCCACCAAGUGGAGAUAAUGAUGCUCUCGCCUGCCAGCUCGAAUCGCUGGAGCAGCCAGAGUGCCUUUGCUCCACUUCACCCUGAUAUUGUGUCUCCACCUGGCCAGAGAGGAGGCAAGGCUGAAGGAUCCAUGCCGGAAGUGGCAACCCUCUGUUUUCGAAACCCUGCUUUUUGGGCCUGCGGCAAAUCCAGGGCAGGCAACAUUGUGAGGCUAUCCAGACAGGCCUCUGCUAGGAGACUGGCAUUCUGAUUUCCUUCUCAACCCCCCACUGGUGCAUAGCGCCUGGAGCAGGAGCCCAUGGAUCCCACGGCAUCCCUGCUCCUGUCAUCGCCCCUGGGCCGGGUGGGAAGUCCAGGCAGGCCGCAAAGAGCGGCUGCUUCCCGGGGCCCUGCUCAGACGUGAGACUGGAACUAGGGUGG
Messenger RNA from Ailuropoda melanoleuca (giant panda), 5174 nucleotides. RefSeq names its product double PHD fingers 3 (gene DPF3). The record is from RefSeq and is a predicted model, not a curated record. Gene Ontology annotation, biological process: nervous system development. The transcript is spliced from 11 exons. Lineage: Eukaryota; Metazoa; Chordata; Mammalia; Carnivora; Ursidae. The coding region runs from base 273 to 1427 and encodes 384 amino acids. Gene Ontology annotation, cellular component: nBAF complex; nucleus.